This is a messenger RNA of Osmia lignaria (orchard mason bee), 4367 nucleotides long. It is a transcript of the gene fdl, whose product is annotated as fused lobes. Lineage: Eukaryota; Metazoa; Arthropoda; Insecta; Hymenoptera; Megachilidae. Gene Ontology annotation, biological process: glycosaminoglycan metabolic process; carbohydrate metabolic process; protein deglycosylation. The record is from RefSeq and is a predicted model, not a curated record. Gene Ontology annotation, cellular component: plasma membrane. Gene Ontology annotation, molecular function: beta-N-acetylglucosaminidase activity.
GAGCAGAUGGCUCCGUAAUCGAGAGCAACACGUUUAGUUGUCGACAGUUGUCGACCGAACGUCGUCGAGUGUGGUGUCGUUAGUUAGUAGAGUGUCGAUUAUCGGGUUGUACGAGUGGUUAUGUAGAGGCGCGGGAGAGGUAAAAAGCGUACGGGACGCUUUCGAUUCUGUGAGAUCUCGUCAGACGUGACGGACAGAUGCAUACAGGACGAGUUAUGCAUUGCCGGGACGAGGCAGUGUGUCAGUGAGAGCCGAGUUGGACCGCGCGCGCGCGGCAAGGCGGCAAUUCGUAUACAUUUUUUUUGUGUUUUUUCGACAUGGCUGAGACAUACCGUUAUCCGUGAACGCUUUUUUUAUUUUUUAUUUCUCCGUUUCGAUGUCUAUCUCGGUGUCACACGCGAAAGGGAAAAUUUAGUGAGCGCGAAUCGAAUUCAAACCGGUACAUGGGACUUUCCUCGCGAAGGGGUUAAGCGGAUAACGCAAUAGAAGAGAGAGCGAUCCUGCUGCAAGGUUAGACUUGCGAGAAUGGUGGGUAGCGUGCCCAGCGGAUGGAUGAGGAAGAUUCUCCUCUUCCUGGUCCUGAUGACCGGGGUUCUACUUAUCGCCAUGUACGCACACGCUCCGCCGCUCGUUUCUCUUCAGCCGUUCUCGUCGCGACGACUGAAGGAGUUGCAGCGAGGCUUGGUUACUUUCCUGGUCGGUAAUGAAAGCACGAAGAGGCCGGAGGAACGGCUCUACGAGUAUCUGGAAGAGCCUAGUACAUUCCAGAGUCCAUGGUCCUGGGCCUGCGUGGCUGGUCGCUGCGAGAGGAGAGCGGUCAGAUCUUCGCGAACCUCAUUAGCGAGCUGUAUCGCUCUUUGCGGUGGUAACACCCGUCUGCUUUGGCCCAGACCAACCGGAAACGUCGUUCUGGGGGACGAUAGCGUUAUCAUACACCUGCGGCAGAUCGAGUUCGUCACGGUGAACACCAGCGACCAAGAGACGAAGAAUUUGUUGGAGCACGCGAAGGAUAUCUUCAUCGGUAACAUAAGGAGCCUAGUGAAGGUGGCAAACUCGAAGAGCAGACCUGGUGUGGACACCUUUCUGAUCUAUUUGUCAGCCGGGAAUGGUCGCGCAGUUGGACCAAAUUUGGACACCGACGAGUCUUACACCUUAGAGUUAAUUCCCAAAGGAAGAACUUUGGAAGCUCGAAUAAACGGUAAAAGUUACUUCGGUGUCAGACACGGUUUGGAAACUCUGGGACAGAUGAUAUGGUGGGACGAAACAGCCGGAAGAGAAGGUGCUCUUCGUGUUUUAUCCCACGCUACGGUGGAGGACAAACCGAUGUUCGGUUAUCGAGGAUUGCUAGUCGAUACCGGUAGACAAUUUUUCUCGAUCGAACGACUGAAACGCGUGAUCGAUGGUAUGGCUGCGUCGAAAUUGAACACGUUCCAUUGGCACCUGACCGACUCGCAGAGCUUCCCAUUCGAUUCGGCACAAUUCCCCGAAAUGGCCAGAUGGGGUGCCUAUAGCGGUGAUCAGAUUUACACGCCCGACGACGUCAAGGAUCUCGCGGAUUACGCGAGGAUCCGUGGCAUCAGGGUGCUCGUCGAGAUCGAUUCGCCCGCCCACGCUGGCGCUGGCUGGCAAUGGGGGACGGAGUACGGUUACGGGGAGCUGGCACUCUGCGUUGAUCAGCAGCCAUGGUCGUCGUAUUGCGGCGAGCCGAAUUGCGGCCAGUUGAAUCCCAUCAACGAGCACUCUUACAGAAUAUUGGAGGGGUUAUACAGGGAGCUGUUAGACUUAACCGAGAUCCGUGACAUCGUGCACCUGGGCGGUGACGAGGUGAACCUAGACUGUUGGGCCCAAUAUGGAAACAUCACGGCUGCGAUGCAAGCGCAGAACAUGACCGAUCAUCAUGCCAUGUGGGCGGAAUUCGAGACGAAGAUCAUGCAGAGGCUCGUCAAGGCCAACCACGAUCAAACGCCAAAGGCUGUGAUCUUAUGGAGUUCACCGUUGACCAAGAGACCUUACAUCAUCAUGUACUUCGAUCCAAAGAUCCAUGUGAUUCAAUCGUGGGGAGGAAGCACCUGGCCAGAGACUCCGGAUCUCCUGGAGGAUGGCUUUAGGGUGAUCCUGUCGCACGUGGACGCUUGGUACCUGGACUGUGGCUUUGGUAGAUGGAGGGAAACCGGUGAAGCUGCCUGUGGCGAGUAUCGUACCUGGCAGACGGUCUAUAAUCAUCGUCCAUGGCGAGAUUAUCCUCAGCAACACUUGCAUCUCGUGCUUGGCGGGGAGGCUGCUAUAUGGAGCGAACAGACCGGCGACGCGUCCUUAGGUCCUCGACUAUGGCCUAGAGCGUCAGCUCUCGCCGAGAGAUUAUGGAGUGACUUGCCAACCAAUGGUUAUUCCACGGACGAAAGCGUGUACACCAGAUUAGCUGCCCACAUGGAGGUGCUAACGAGUCGAGGAUUGAAGACGGAAGCUAUGUGGCCCCAAUGGUGCUCCCAGAACCCUGGCAAAUGUCUCUGACCGUUCGCUAGGCUGAAAACGAUCGCUCAAUCCUUUGACUGGAAUUGUACGCGUGGGUGGGACAGUUGCGAGAAAGGGAAACGUUGCACGAAACCAUUCUACCUGCCGUUUUUUGAUCCUUUGAUAGCAUCUACCGACUCUACGAGACACCUUAACGUCGUCGAGAACGAAGACUCGUCGGAUGUUCUGUUCAUGAUCUCUGGAUCGCUUGUUGCACGAUAACGUUUCUGCGAGUCCAUAGAACGUUGCCGGCACGAUCCACGAAGACGUGGAAUAGGUAGAAGUGUGACCAAGAAGGAACGCGUCGACGGAGAGAAGGACGCGUUUAAGUAAGGAAUUCUAACUCGGGGGGUCUGGGUCAAGAAGAGGAUCUAGUUCAUAGGAGAUUUACUUAAACGAAUUGAAAUAAAAGAAGAAAGGGGAAGGAACUUUUCGAGCGUUUCUACGUUUCUUUCUGCCGGAUACCAAAGGCACAACGAUACGUUCUCGGAUUUUUCUUCUUCAACGCAUUUGCAUUAUGGGAUUCUCUCUCUUCUAUUCGGACACAAUCAUGAAAACUAAUUUCUACUAAUUUCUCUCCUGAUGCAGAUGUGUCGAAGAAGAAAAGGACACGGUAUACUCGACUAUAUGUUUCAGAGUAAGCGACCAGUAUACAAAGUGAAGCACGACAAGACACGAAUAUAAACUAAAAACAGGUCAAUUUAAAGAUUCACGAGCGCAAGAUUGUCGCUCGACGCCUUGUUGUAGCUCGAUGCCAUACUUUUCGUUCGAAGUGCCUUUCCAAUGUAAUCUACUCAUCGUUGUUGUACGAUUUCACGUGUGAACACCGUGCGCGUUCCUAGAUGAGUUUCGGUGACGAACACCAAGACUGUCGUUCUGCGAAAGGACGAUGAAAAUUGAAUGUGUUCCGUAUGCAGGAACUUCCUUCUGGAAUUACCGUUUUGAAUGGAUCGUUAUUAUUCCUUGUUCGACAUAGAAUUCUGAUAUAGAAUUUGGAAUUAUAGAAGCAAUAGAGGCAACAGUACUUAAUUAAAGACGCAAUCAGUUCAACAAGAUGAUACAAAAUUCGAGUUAUUGAUCAUCAGUAAACCCCAUGACGAUUUUCCAUUGAACAGAACGUAAAAAGCGACCAUUAAAAUGGUAAAAUCAGGGGGUGAUAUUUCACACAUGUUGUAAACGAAACGAGAAUACGAUGUUGUCAUUGGACAACGAAGCGUGGCUAUCGAAACACGAGAAUAGCGCAAUUCGCCUAGGCUUCCCUCUUUAAACUGCCACAUUUAGGUCCUAACUAUAGAAUUAAUAAAAAUGAAUUUAACGAAAUGAAAAAAAAGGAAGAAGUUAAAUAUUCAGAAUUUUUGAUUCUUUGGAAAAACGUACAGAAUGGGCCAGGAGAGACAAUAUUUUUCCACUGUACGAAAGUGUUUCAUUUGGAAAUCUGUCACGUCCAAGAGAAUUUUAUUCCACAUUUUCAACCGGUUUAUGGUAUUUCUAUCAAAAAUCCUGACCCACUCUGUACUAUAAGAAGACACUUUGUACGACAAUUUAACUUCCAUUUGUACCGAGAAUUUGGGAAUCCGAUCGCAGAGUUAGUGAAAGAAAUUUUCAAUAUAUGGAACGAGCCGAUUGUUUCAUUUUUCGAUACGCUUUGUACCGUUCUUUUUGUGGACUCCGAGCGAGCGUUGUUUCUCUCGCUUUUGAUGAACACGAUGGCCUAUUAAUAUGAACGAAUCGAGGAAAUUUGUAAAUACACGAUCACGGUUCGACGUAGGGAGCAACGUGCCCCGGAAUACGUAAACGUAGUUGAAUAAAUAAUUAAAUAGAAACGGAGAUAGCUGUGAAAAAUAAAAAAUAAAAAA